GGAGUUUUCUAGGAGUUUCAGCUCUGGGUUAAAGUCGUAUGAAUCAGUCUGUGCUGGAAGCUCGGAGCAGAGGCACUGGAGGAAGAGGAGUGACAACCCUGACAACCCCGGAGAUGGAGCUCAGCGCUGGGACCCAGCAGAUGCCAGUGGGGCAGCCGGGCGCAGAGAGGAGCCCUCCCUGCAUGAGGUGUAAGGGGACGUGUACAGGAUUCCAGCCGCACUCCUGGAGGAAAUUGUGUGAGCUCUGCCACUGCCCUCGUGAAGACCACGCUCUGCCCUCAGAAGUAGAAGAAGACUAUAGAAUUGGGCAGCUGCUCUCAGAUACCCGCUACUCAGGACUGACAGCGCGUGUGAAAGGCAGCGAAGGGGUGCGGGUCUACAAGAGGAAUCGUAUGAUCAUUACCAACCCUAUUACCUCCCGAAAAGAUCCCACCUUCCUGACCGUCACCUAUGAGUGGGCACCGCCUGGACUCAACCAAAAACUGGCCAUGCAUUAUAUGGAAUUAAUCCCUAAGAAGAUGCAGCCUGUGGCUGGCACAGAAGGGGCACACUAUCGACGCCUGCAGCUAAUUAAGCAAUUACCCUGCUAUGACUAUAACCCCCAAUAUUGCAAAGGCCUGAAAGAGGGUGAGAAGUCUGCAAUGGAAGCCUUUGUGAAGCAAUACAAGGAGAAUGUGAUGGGGGUGGCAGAGGUUGCGUUACCGUGUAGUGCCAAAGAAGAUGAAAAGAAACCCAACACUACCGAGACUGCAAACAGCGCCGCAGAGGAGCCCGCAGCCAAGAAGGAUUAUUUGUGUGAGUUGUGCCAACACUUAAUGCCCGCCGAUGCUCCAGCAGUCUACGCUGACCAGGCAGGGUACAAGAUGCAAUGGCACCCAGCAUGCUUUGUGUGCUGCCAGUGCAGAGAGCCACUGGUGAACCUAAUUUAUUUCUGGAAAGGCAAUCGCUUGUGGUGUGGAAGGCAUUACUGUGAAAGUGAGAGGCCACGCUGCACUGCAUGUGAUGAGAUGAUUUUCUCUGAGCACUUUCACCAGUAUGACGGGAAGUCGUGGCACAAGGAGCACUUUACCUGUACGAGCUGUGAGCAGUCACUCGCCAAUCAGCCUUUUGUCCUGGACAGAGCUCUGCUCCUCUGUACCCCCUGCAGCAGGAACCGAGCUGCUCAUUAGAUUGAGGCUUCCUGUGUCCAGAUCCUGGGGUGUCCAUUGGAUCUCUUCUGCCUGAAAUAGUUCCUGGUGUUCCUGCUGCACCAUCAUCUCUGGACUUUCCAGGUGCCUCCAGCAUGGCUAUAUGGAUGGCCACUCCUAGAGCUGUGGUGUCACUGGAGGAGCGGUCAUCACUGUGACUGACCAUUGCACACCUUGGCAUGUCACUGCUGGCAGAUCGCGACCGGAGGUUUCAACGCUGCAUACUGGAAUACUAACAGAUAUUGUAUUUAUUUUUGUAUGUUUUUGUUUUAAUUGUUACUAGUGAAGUGUCAGCUCCAGCUCAACAUCUCAAGGCCAACAGCGAGUAACCAGUGGAGACGUACACAUCACAAGACCAGGGGACCUCGUGUUGGCCAAAGACAAAGAAGCUUUAUAUAUAGGUUGUCUGAUGGUAUUGGAAAGAUUGUUGCAAUUUUUUGAACAUUUUUCCUUCUCCUACAGCAUGUGUAUGCUUCUGCAAAAAUUUACCAAAUCCUGUACAAUUGCUAUGCAGGAGAAUGGGUCUUCAUGGUUACAGACUAGGAUCAUGUGUUUCUUCGCCUUUUCUGUCCCCCUCUCCUUAAUGACCUGCAGAUAGGAGAAGAGGAAGGAAAUGGACAAAAGUAACAUGACUGUAGGAUCAGACUACACGGGGAUUGUUUGUAGUCUGUUGCUAUGGUAACGGUCUGCAGAGUAGAAUAUGUUCUCACUGAAGCUAUUUGCAAAAUUGCUUUCUACUAUUUUAGGUGCAUUGCACUAAGGGGGUCAUUUAUCAAAUCUGCUGGGCCAGUUUUGCGGAAUAUAAAAGUCACAAGUGAUGCCAGCGUGUGACAAUCGGUGCAUAUUUUUCCGAUAUUUGGUCAAAUUCUGCAUCCGCGGUGAGCCUCGCCCUGGUGUACUUUUACAGACAUAAAAAUGUUUACCACAUUGCACUUGCGCCAAAUAUAUUAUUCAUAAAUUUGGUGAAACCUCACAAAACUGACUCCAAAAGCACUGGAAAUGGUAAAUUCCCCUCUAACUGCAAAAGUUGACGUGCCCUUUAAAUCUUUGCAGAACAAAAACAUAUGGAAUUCAGUGCAAAUCUCGGUGAUUUCAGAGGCAUUACAGUGACCACUGAUAGAUCUGGUUUCCGCAGGUAACAUUUUCCUGGAUGUGUCAGUAAACAUCCAUCGAUCUAAAAGUCUGUGUUCCGCCAUAAGGUUAUAUGAUGUCCGAUUUCUAAAUCCAUCGUACAGAGUAUUCCUCACAUCGAUAUGUGUUCUGUUCUGGCUCUAUACCAGUAAUCAGGGGCAGAAUCCGAAAUGCUCUGCAGAUUUAGUGAUAAUACCCCAUAACGUCGUCAGUAGGGGGAGUAAAGUGAAGACUGAUUAAAGUCAGUGGUGAUUGUCGGUGUAAAAUGUUCUGAUGGCGACACUAUAAAAAAAUGGUAAUCCGGAGUCCUGUGUGUAAAGAAAGCAUAAUCAUUUCUGCAACUUUCUAAUAUUCUUUGCACUUCAAUUCCUCUCAAGUUUCAAAAGCUCUGCUUGCUGUCAGUGACUAGUCUUCCUCUGAUCUGAAAACUGAAUGCAAUUGUCUGGUCUAGGAAUGCUCUGUGAACUGAACAACAGCACAGAUUGCACCAGUAGUUUAUACAAUGUAUCACCGAGGAGUCCAGAGCACUGGGACUCUAGACUGAUUGUAUCCACCUCUGAGGCCAGAGCAGAUCACUCCCUGUGAAUGCAAACACACUGACAGCAAGCAGAGACCUUGAAAAUGGUAACGAGCUAUAAACAGAUGCUAGAAAAUUGCAGAACUUUUCAUUGCUGAUUAAACUUUAUUUUUUUCAUUGCAACCUGGUGCAAACCAAGCUGUGUAAGAAGCCGACGUCCCCCAUAGCAGCCGGAGGAUCCUCUGCUGUCUGUACUUACUGAUGUGUGAGAUUUCUGACUGCUCCCAACUUUCAUUCCCCGGUUUUCCUAACCAGAUGAUUGCUGUGUGGCUGAUGUGGAGGUCGUACAUAUUCUGCCUACAAUCCAUGUUUCAGCUUAUUAAUAUUUUCACAAGAAAAUUUACCCCAAACUGCUUGUAAGAAAUGAGGGUAACUAGAGUCUCCUGACAAGGCAUUGGCUGCCAUGAUGCUUCUUGGAAUAAAACAACAUA
This is a messenger RNA of Bufo bufo (common toad), 3326 nucleotides long. It is a transcript of the gene LMCD1, whose product is annotated as LIM and cysteine rich domains 1. The transcript has 6 exons. Gene Ontology annotation, molecular function: zinc ion binding. The coding region runs from base 39 to 1169 and encodes 376 amino acids. The record is from RefSeq and is a predicted model, not a curated record. NCBI's taxonomy places the organism in Eukaryota, Metazoa, Chordata, Amphibia, Anura, Bufonidae.